Molecule: messenger RNA, 309 nt
Organism: Dromiciops gliroides (monito del monte)
Lineage: Eukaryota; Metazoa; Chordata; Mammalia; Microbiotheria; Microbiotheriidae
Product: 40S ribosomal protein S28-like
Exons: 2
Coding region: 1-309 (102 amino acids)
Biological process (GO): ribosomal small subunit assembly; maturation of SSU-rRNA; translation
Cellular component (GO): ribosome; cytosolic small ribosomal subunit
Molecular function (GO): structural constituent of ribosome
Source: RefSeq, a predicted model, not a curated record
AUGGGAGACAACCAGGGUAAAGGCAAAGAGAUAAGAGAUGGAAUGUCAUUUGUUAGGGACAGUGAGAAGAAGAAGAGACGUCUCUCUUGUCUCUCUCCUUCCUCUGUUGCCGCCGCCAUCAUUGACACCGGCCGCGUACAGCCCAUCAAGCUGGCUCGGGGAACCAAGGUUCUGGGCCAAACCGGUUCUCAGAGCCAGUGCACCCAGGUGCGUGUGGAGUUCAUGGACGACAUGAGCCGCUCCAUCAUCUGCAACGUGAACGUGCUCACCCUGCUCGAGUCAGAACACGAGGCCCGGAGGCUGAGAUGA